Molecule: messenger RNA, 2466 nt
Organism: Trichechus manatus latirostris (Florida manatee)
Lineage: Eukaryota; Metazoa; Chordata; Mammalia; Sirenia; Trichechidae
Gene: ELMOD3
Product: ELMO domain containing 3
Exons: 11
Coding region: 844-1992 (382 amino acids)
Source: RefSeq, a predicted model, not a curated record
UGUGACGUUUGACUGUCAAAUGUGUGUGAGCCAACCGCCCACUUAUGAUGCUGCGUGGUUUUGGGGUGACAGGCUUCCAUUAUGUCCAGUUACCCCAUGAUGAGGAAUGGACCUGAACAGCCCUUCUCUUGGAGCAGACAGCAGGGGAUUAAAGAGCCACACUGGCUAGACAGCUGCUCCAUGUACAAUAUUGUGAUAACUGAGGGGAGAUUAGGAUGUUGUGUUGCAUUUUGAGUUUCUAACGUCAUAGGAAUUAGAUCUAGUAUUUUAAGCCCCCAGACCCAACCUGAGUCUGAGACCUGAGCAAAGCCUCAGCACUUCAGGGAAGACCACCAACCAAGGCGCCGCCUAUUGGCCUCACCCCUUUGAUGAGCUGCCAUCGGGCCCAGUAACGUCAGCGUCAUAAACAGACCCCAGCGCUCACAGUGGUGCUGCUGCCUUCUAGGCGACGUUGAGAACCCGGCCCCUGACUCCUUCAGGGCCCCCUUUUUCCCCAUCGUGUGGUCUGGGUAGUAAGAGGUAGGCUGCUCACUUAUUCAGAAUAAACUCACAGCUGCUUAAAGAUUUUAAAAGUCCAUUUUUCUCAACAGAGGCAUAACUGAAUGAUAAAACCAGUUUUCUGUUUUCUUUUUUGCAGGGCUGAGACUUCAGAGACCUCCGGGACAUCUUUCAGUGCUCACUGAAACCUCCUACACCUGGUGAUGGCACAGAGGGACUGUUCUCUUAGGAAAGCAAAUGUAGAGCAGUUGGAUCUCAGCUCUCUUGAAGCUUCUGAUCUCGGACCUUAUUAAGCCCCUUCCUGAGGCCAAGGACAAAGCUCACUUGGACAAAUGGUUGUGAGUCAUGAAUGAAAUAUCUGGCUCUUUCCAUAAUGAGAAAGAGUUAAAAGACGGACCGGUUGAAAGAGUGUCUGCUGGGAACUCUCCACCAUAUGACAAGGAGAAUCAUGUUCUCCCCACUUUUAGAGGAAUUCCUAUCUCAGAGUUGAAGAACCACAGCAUCCUCUGGGCCCUGACGGCAGAAGCCAACGGAUGGGAGCCAGGCGUUGUAAGUACAGAAGUGCUCAGAGCCCAAGAAGAAUGGGAAACCGUAGACAGCAUCCAGCCAGAGACAGGGAGCCGGGCCAGUUCAGACCAGCCUGGGCAGCUAAUCUCCUUCAGUGAGGCCCUGCAGCAUUUCCAGACUGUAGACCUCUCCUCCUUCAAGAAAAGAAUUCAGCCAACUGUUCGAAGGACUGGGCUUGCUGCCCUCCGGCACCUCCUUUUCGGUCCUCCAAAGCUCCACCAGGGUCUCCAUGAGGAAAGGGACCUGGUCCUGACCAUCGCUCAGUGUGGCCUGGAUAGCCAAGACCCAGUACAUGGCCGAAUCCUCCAGACCAUCUACAAGAAGCUGACUGGCUCCAAGUUUGACUGUGCCCUCCACGGAGACCACUGGGAAGAUCUUGGCUUUCAAGGAGCAAAUCCAGCCACAGACCUGAGAGGGGCAGGCUUCCUUGCCCUCCUGCACCUGUUGUACCUGGUGAUGGACUCCAAGACCUUGCUGAUGGCACAAGAGAUUUUCCAACUGUCUCGUCACCAUAUCCAGCAAUUCCCCUUCUGUCUGAUGUCAGUGAAUAUCACCCGCAUCGCCAUCCAGGCCUUAAGGGAGGAGUGUCUCACCAGGGAGUGUAAUCGGCAGCAAAAGGUAAUCCCAGUGGUGAACAGCUUCUACGCGGCCACUUUCCUCCGCCUUGCCCAUGUCUGGAGGACACAGCAGAAAACCAUCUCAGACUCAGGCUUCGUCCUCAAAGACUUGGAAGCGUUGGCCAAGAAGAACCCAAGACGGCUGCUCAAGACCCUGGAGAUCUACUUGGCUAGGGUGUCAAAGGGACAGGCCUCGUUGUUGGGUACACUGAAGUGCUAUGGGCCCCAAACCCCUCACUCCAAGGAUCUCACCUUCACAGGUGUGUGUGACCUGUCACUGCACUCAUCCGAAGGCGCAUGGCCAAUCUGACCAACCCCAGAGGCUGACUGAUGGAAAGACUUAAAGGGGGGCCACGGGGGCCUUCAGAGAGUCCGCAGGAGGCUGUGUCGGGGCCACUCUGGCUGGGCCAACACCUUUCUGUCUCAGCAGGUAGUGUAGGAAGCUCCUGGUCCUGGUUGGGGAAAGCCAAGGACCCUCUCCUACAUGAAACAUUAGAUGGGUUAGGCUUGACUCACUCCCUGCAGAGCUGUCUCCAGAGCAAGGAGAAUUUUGCCUUAAGCUUAACUAUACUGGUUUACAGAGUUAGGUCCCAGUUUAUCUCAAUGGAAAAACCCUAUCUGGAUGUUCCCCAUAUCCCCACGUUGAAGGAUAUCAUCAGCAGAGAAAACCAGAAUUCUGACUCCCUGGGCAGCAGGACUUCUACAGGCCUGGGAGACUGUGUGGUUAGAGUAGAAGAGAGAAGAUAGCAGUGGCAGCAGCCAGCAGGGGGCAGCAUGAACCAAA